CCCUCUUCUCCUUAUGCCCGAAACCCUCGCCUUCAUCCCCUCUCAUGCUUUCCCCUUCCCGUCCCUCUUUCGCCCAAAACCAUCGACUUCAAGAACGAACCUUCGCCAUAGCUAGCUGGGAAGGAAACGAAGGGCUGUUGGCUUCCAGACACUACCGAAACUCCCAUCUUUCUCAUCCGUCCGCUCCGCUCCUACCAGAAACCAUCGAGGAAGGAUUUAGCUUAAAUCCUGCUUAAAACCUGCCCUCGUUUUUCUUUUUCAUCCGUUCAAUGUCGAGAGGAAAAGCUUGAAAAUCCUCGAACUUGCUGGUAGGGGUUCAGAGUUCUUGUGGUUUUUUUUCUUCUAACCUCCUUUUAAAACUGCCGCGACGACAAUUUCUUACUACAACGAGUCCAGAAUGGCGUAUGGCCGCGAGCGAGAUUUCUUAUUCUGUAGCAUGUGCGGGACGCUUCUAUCUUUCAAUUCACCGGAAUUUGCCGAAUGUCGUCUCUGCGGGUGCAAGCGCAAUGCUCAGGAGAUUGAAGGCAAAGAAAUACGAUACACGAUCACUGCCGAGGAUAUCAGAAGGGAGCUAAAAAUUGAACCAUUUGUAAUACUGGAAUCUGCUCGGAUGGAGGAGGAGAAAGUGCAGAGAGCUGUUGUAAAUGAAACAUGUCCUCAAUGUAAUAACUCUCAGCUUGAGUAUUACACCAAGCAGCUCCGAUCAGCAGAUGAAGGGCAGACAGUUUUCUACGAGUGCCCGAACUGUAGGUACAAGUACUCGCUGAACACUUAGAACAACAACUCUUGAAAUCUGCCCUGCAAGUUUUGUACUGUUUUAGUUCUCUUAGUAACAGUUGGGAGGUGAUUAUUAUAACAAGUCUGCAAAUCAUUUGCAAUUUAUUCCUGUAGUGAAAUAGAAGUCUGUAUGUGUAUACACUAAUAGAAUUUUACUGCUCAUUUUAUAUGAGGAGCAUUUAUUUAAGUACUUUAAAAAAGAGAAUGUGUACUGUGUAUGUUUGCUUUG
Phalaenopsis equestris is the source of this 1006-nucleotide messenger RNA. Its product is annotated as DNA-directed RNA polymerase I subunit RPA12-like. Gene Ontology annotation, molecular function: zinc ion binding; DNA-directed RNA polymerase activity; nucleic acid binding. The record is from RefSeq and is a predicted model, not a curated record. Gene Ontology annotation, cellular component: RNA polymerase I complex. The coding region runs from base 398 to 775 and encodes 125 amino acids. NCBI's taxonomy places the organism in Eukaryota, Viridiplantae, Streptophyta, Magnoliopsida, Asparagales, Orchidaceae. Gene Ontology annotation, biological process: termination of RNA polymerase I transcription; DNA-templated transcription. The transcript has 6 exons.